Molecule: messenger RNA, 6487 nt
Organism: Drosophila obscura
Lineage: Eukaryota; Metazoa; Arthropoda; Insecta; Diptera; Drosophilidae
Gene: DNApol-theta
Product: DNA polymerase theta
Biological process (GO): DNA-templated DNA replication; double-strand break repair via alternative nonhomologous end joining
Molecular function (GO): ATP binding; DNA binding; DNA-directed DNA polymerase activity
Source: RefSeq, a predicted model, not a curated record
UUUGUAAAGUAAUUGCUGGUUUGAAUGGCGUUCUCGCAAUCAUUGGACCUCGACGAGAGCGCCUUGCGGGAGCUGGAACAACGUUUGGUUGUUGCGCCGCCAGCAGCUGCAGCCGAAAGCCGCGAAAAUUAUUCAGAGUAUUUUCAGGAUGAAUUUUCAUAUGUGAUACAGGAGAAGGAGAUUAAGGAAAAGGACGACGUCUCGUCGGUUUUCGAGGCGCAGGUGUGCCCAGAGGACGUCUGCUCGGAGCACAAUGAAGAAGCUGAGGAGGCGCCCAAUCUGGAUGAGAGCAGUUUUCUCUGUCCCGUCAGAGAUAGGGAGUCCUCCAGGCAGUUCGAGCUGGAUCUGCUGAAUAGUCGUACGAUGGCCAUGGCAGAAGCGCCCGGGGAAACGACAAUAACGCAGAAUCUCAGCAGCAUGCCCCCCAACCAGCUGCUGGUCUCGCCCAGCCAACAAAACUCGAGUAUUCGCGAGGCAAUGAAUAGUAGCAAUGUAGCCGUGGAUGUGGAAGCCCUCAAGUCGCUCGCAGCCUGGAAUCUGCCACACAGUGUCCUGGCCGAGUACAAGAGGAAGGGCGUUGUCCAAAUGUUCGACUGGCAGGCCGAGUGCCUGAGCAAGCCUCGCGUUGUCUUUGAGCACUGCAAUCUGGUCUACUCGGCGCCCACAUCGGCAGGCAAGACGCUUGUUAGUGAGAUACUACUCCUGAAAACGGUCCUGGAGCGCGGCAAGAAGGUGCUCCUCAUCCUGCCCUUCAUCUCGGUGGUGCGCGAGAAGACAUUCUAUCUGCAGGAUCUGCUGACGCCCGCUGGCUACAGGGUGGAAGGCUUCUUUGGGGGCUACACACCACCCGGUGGCUUCGACAGCAUCCACGUCGCCAUUUGCACCAUAGAAAAGGCCAAUUCCAUAGUCAACAAGCUGCUGGAGCAGGGAAAGUUGGAUGUAAUCGGCACUGUGGUGGUGGACGAGGUGCAUCUCAUCUCUGAAAAGGGUCGCGGCUAUAUUCUGGAGCUCUUGCUGGCCAAGAUUCUGUACAUGUCCCGCAAGAAUGCCCUGCAGAUCCAAGUGAUCACCAUGUCGGCCACCCUGGCGAAUGUGGAACUGCUGCGCCGUUGGCUGGAUGCCGAGCUGUACAUCACAAACUAUCGCCCAGUGGCGCUGCAGGAGAUGAUCAAAGUGGGCACCAAAAUCUAUGACCAGCGGCUGGAAUUUCUGCGCGAUGUCUCCCGGCAGUCGGAGGUGCCAUGCCUGAGCAACGAUUCGGAUCAUGUGGCCCAGCUGUGCAUCGAAACGCUGCUCGAGGGCUGUUCCGUCGUUGUAUUCUGCCCAUCGAGGGACUGGUGCGAGAGCCUUGCGGUGCAGCUGGCCACAGCCAUCCAUGGUCUCAUCAAAUCCGGCACUGAACUGAGCCGACGCCUUCGAUCUAAUCUCAAUCCAGAGGCCAUUGAGGAUGUGAAGCAGCAGCUGCGGGAUAUUCCCACAGGACUCGAUAGUACCAUGGGCAAGGCCGUUACCUAUGCCUGCGCCUUCCACCAUGCCGGGCUUACCACAGAAGAGCGCGACAUUGUCGAGGCCUGCUUCAAGGCUGGAGCCCUGAAGGUACUCGUGGCCACAAGCACACUAAGUUCGGGUGUCAAUCUGCCUGCGCGUCGCGUGAUCAUACGCUCCCCCCUCUUUGGCAAGAACCAGAUGAGUUCCCUCACGUAUCGCCAGAUGAUCGGCAGAGCUGGUCGCACCGGAAAGGAUACGCUGGGCGAGUCCAUACUGAUUUGCACUGAAUCCAAUCAAAGGGUGGGUCGUGAACUUGUCCAGGCGCAACUGCAGCCCAUUUCCUCUUGCCUCGGAAUGGAUGACAGCACGCACCUUAAGCGAGCGCUCCUCGAGGUGAUUUCUUCUGGUGUGGCCAGCACCAGACAGGAAAUUGAUAGCUUCGUCAACUGCACUCUGCUGAGUGCUGAAAAGGCAAUGGCGAAGUUGGCCGAAGAGCAGCAGCAGCAGCCGCAGCCGCAGAGUGGCGAGGACUGCGACUCGCAGUUCAUUGCCGAAGCACUGGACUUUCUCAUUGACUACGAGUUCAUUCGCCAUCAAGUGGACGAGGAGGCUGCGACAGCGAACUAUGUGGCCACUCGGCUGGGUGCCGCCUGCUUGGCAUCUUCCAUGCCGCCCGGCGAUGGCCUCAUUCUCUUCGCAGAGCUGCAGAAAUCAAGGCGCAGCUUUGUGCUGGAGACUGACCUGCAUGCUGUGUAUCUGGUGACUCCCUAUUCAGUGUGCUACCAGCUGCAGGAUCUCGACUGGCUGCUGUACCUCGACAUGUGGGAGAAGCUCAGUCCAUCGAUGAAGAAAGUGGGCGAGCUGGUUGGCGUCAAGGAGGCCUUUCUAAUAAAGGCCAUGCGAGGCCAAAGCAAGCUGGACUACAAGCAGAUGCAGAUACACAAGCGCUUCUACACGGCUCUAGCCCUGCAAGAGCUGGUUAACGAGACGCCCAUCAAUGUGGUGGCCCACAAAUUCAAGUGCAACCGCGGCGUACUUCAGGGACUGCAGCAAAUUUCCUCAACCUUUGCUGGCAUUGUGACGGCCUUUUGCAAUUCGCUGCAGUGGUCCACCAUCGCCCUGAUUGUGUCACAGUUCAAGGACAGGCUGUUCUUCGGCAUACACAGGGAUCUCAUUGAUCUGAUGCGGCUGCCAGACCUGUCACAGAAGCGUGCUCGUGCCAUCUUCGAUGCUGGCUUCACCAGCGUCGUGGAGCUGGCUGGUGCCGAUGUUCUGGUCCUCGAGAAAGUCCUCUACAACUCUCUCAGCUUUGACUCGGCCAAGCAGCACGACCACGAAAAUGCCCACGAGGCGGCCAAGCGGAAUUUGGUUAGGAAUUUCUUCAUCACCGGCAAGGCGGGCAUGACCGUGGCUGAGGCUGCCAAACUACUGAUUGAUCAGGCGCAAAAACAUCUCCAGCAUGAGAUGGGCGUGGGCAGCAUUAAGUGGUCACAAAAUCGAACAGAGAGCGGUGGACUGGCCAAGUCAGCAGAGUCAGUCAGCGGGAUGCAGGUCGAUUUGCACAUGUCGUUGGAGGAUGAGCAAUCGGAGCAAAUGCCGCAAUCAAAACGAAAAUCGACAGGUGAAGAAGAAGGAAAUGUAACGCCACCGAAAAUCACAAAGGUAAAUCCUACUGAGGCCCAAAACGAUCUUAAAAACAUGCCACGAAAACCGGCAGAGAACCCCAAUCCAAAGACAGAAGAAAAGCAAUCAGUAAAUUCUCCAAAGGUAAUGUCAGGGAACACAGUAGCUCAGCCAAAGGAAAUGGCACCAGCCGCCUCCCAUAAAACUAACAUCUCGAAGGGAGUUUCAACUGAGGUACUGAAAGAAAACUUGAAACGUGUGCCCCACCAAAAAGCACAGAGCCAAGCACCCAAACUGACUGUACAAAAAAAAGACAGCCGAUCAGUAAAUACUCCGAUAAUGACACGACGGCAAACAGUAGACAUCAUUGAGCAAAAGGCAGUGAAUGUACCUGUCGCUUCUCAUUUGAAUACUCCAAAGAAUAAACACCAAACUAACAACAUCGCAAAGGGAGCGAGUCCCACAGCACUGAAAGAAAACUUGAGUCGUGUGCCCCACCAAAAAGUACAGAAUCAAACACCCAAAUCGGCUGUGAACCCCGAGCGACAGAUAGACAGUCGAUCAGCAGAUACUCCAGUGAGUAAGAUGCCCGAAAAAUUAACAGAGAAGCCCGUGGAAAAGAACCUCCAACAAUCAGUAAAUACGCGGAUGAUGGUACGAGGGAAUACAGUAGAUGUCACUGCCGAAAAGGAAAAUAGAAUUUGUUCUCCCAGCUUCGAUGCGGCAAUGCCCAGCACAAGUAAAGCUCUUCGCGAAGCGUUACAGAAAAAACAAAUUGAGGAGAACCGUCGGAUUGCAGUUAUGAAGUUAAACCAAAGACGAGACAAGAUGGAGACCAAGCACACAAAGAAUACGCCUGCAGAGACGCCCACUGUGGCUGGAAAAGACGCGAGCUGUAAUAAGCAGCAGGGAUCCACGAUUGACACAGGGGUGACUGCUGCUCUUACCGCCGCUGAGAGUAAGCAAACUGUUGGCACUACGAAUACGGAGGCGGAUGAGAUACCCAGCUCGCAACCCAGGGAGGAGGAGGAGGAAGAGACCCAUAGCCAUCCCUCGACACCGCAUACCUCCAAGUUCAUGAGCUCCUACCAGAAGCUGCGCACGCAGCGCUUGCAAAGUCCAAGAUCAUCGCCAAGAUCCACUGGAAGCAGUACGCAGGGCUCUGGGUCAUUGCUUAGUUCAGCUAAUAUGACGCCUCGUAUACCUGCGAUAGACUCCGGCACGGUACUCUCCGAUAUUUCCAAUGGAGCUGGGAUGGACUCAAAGGAAGCCUCUUCCAUUCAACUUUCUGACAUGUCGUCUGGGAACUCUUUGAUGAAGCAUCCCCAGCAGCUGAAUGCUUCGCACAUACUGAGCUACUCCACGACGGAUGACAAGGCGCUGAGUUUCGACAGAGUCGAAAUAAUCGACAUUUGCGCCAAUCGACAGCUGUUCCAAUUGGCUCUCGGCGAACUGCAGGCUGCCCCCCGCUGUGGAUUCAGUGUGGGCCUUCAAUCGCAGGCGGGAAAGGGAAAGCCACUGAUCGGAGCCAACCUGCUGAUCAAUCAGUUGGCUGCGGCGAAGCAGCGUGAAGCAGCUGCCGGCAAACCGGCGCUCUUCCAGGUGGAUGAUGGCAGCUUCAUAGCAGGCGUGUCCUUCUGCCUCGCCGACAAUGUUGUCUAUUAUAUGUGCAUGCAGGAGGAGGAGGGCAGCGAAACCCCAACCAGCCUCAAGGUGCAGCAGCUCUGCCAGUUGAUGAAUCGCCCAGAACUCACCCUCCUAGUGCACGAUGCAAAGGAACAGCUGAAGGCGCUGCUGCAUGGCGUGCCCGAGUUGCACAACAUCGCAGCUAAGGUGGAGGAUCCCAAGGUGGGCAACUGGCUGCUGGAGCCAGAGAAGGCAACCUGCUUUAAGAACAUGUGCCAGCAGUUCGCGCCCGAGUGCACAGCACUGGUCAAUCUCUGUGGCAGCGGACGCGGAUACAGCAGCCAUGGGCUCGAUAGCGCCAGCGCCAUCUUGCCCAAGUUGCGUGCAUCCAUAGAGGCCUGCGUUACCGUGCACAUACUCGAAGGGCAGAUCGAGGCUCUGGAGAGAAUCGGUCAGCUGGUAACCAUCUUCAGAGAGGUGGAAAUGCCCAUUCAACUCGUACUCUGCAAAAUGGAGUGCGUCGGCUUUCCGGCCAAGCAGCAGCGGAUGAGUAGGCUGGUAAAGCACAUGAUGGAAACCUUGAAGAAGCUGGAGAGCAAGAUCUAUGCGGUGAAUGGCUCGUACUUCAAUCUGGGCUCCACGCAGGCCGUUGCCACCGUGCUGGGUAUUCACAAGAAGCCCACCGGUCGCGUGGGUACUUCGCGUCAGGUUCUGGAGAAGCUGGGCUCACCCAUAUCCGAGCUAAUACUGAGCCAUCGCAAGCUGAGCAUGCAAAUAGACAAGGGCAUGCAACCGCUGAUCAAAUGCUGCAAGGCGAAUAGGAUACAUGGCCACAGCAUAACGUACACAGCCACGGGACGAAUAUCCAUGAGUGAGCCAAAUCUGCAGAACGUGGCCAAGGACUUUGACAUUCGAAUGGGACCGGAAUCGAUUCUUAUUUCGCCGCGAUCAGUGUUCAAGUGCAUGGACGAGAAGCGCUGUCUGCUAUCGGCAGACUACUGUCAGCUGGAGAUGCGCAUAUUGGCCCAUUUGUCGGAGGACAAGGCUCUGGUGUCUGUGAUGAACUCCCCGCAGGAUCUGUUUACGGCCAUUGCUGCCCACUGGAACAAAAUAGCCGAGUCGGAAGUCAACGAACAAAUGCGCAGUGGCACCAAGCAGAUUUGCUAUGGAAUUGUAUAUGGCAUGGGCAUGCGGAGCCUGAGCGAUGCUCUCCAAUGCACCGAGUCGGAGGCGCAAUUGACAUGUGAACAGUUCCACCAGGCCUAUCCAGCCAUCAGAGCAUACACGGAUAAAGUCGUGAGGUUCGCCAAAACAGAGGGCUAUGUUGAGACCAUAACGGGUCGAAGGCGUUAUCUGAACCACAUCAAAGGUGGCGAACAAAAUCUAAUAAAGCAGGCCGAACGACAGGCCAUUAAUACGACCAUUCAAGGCUCUGCAGCGGACAUUGCCAAGAAAGCAAUGCUGGAUAUGGAGAAGAACAUCUGCCGGUAUGGGGGGAAGCUCGGUGUCGAGGAUAACGCCAUCAAAUUGGUUCUGCACAUUCACGAUGAGCUGGUCUACGAGGUGCCCGAAGCCAAGGCCAAGAAGAUUGGCAAACUCCUGAGUCUGACCAUGGGGAACGUUGGCAAGGGGAAGCUGAGUGUGCCGCUGAAAGUCAAGGUUAAAAUGGGUAGCAGUUGGGGCGAAAUGCAUGAAAUUCAGGUAUAGCUGCUAAGGUUGUGAUUAUUUAGGGUUUUUUAAUAUAUUUUUA